AAUUCUCGAGAACAAUACCUUAAGAUGAAUUCAAGAAAAUCUUUAUCAAGCUGUCCAAACUAAAAGUCAGCUGAUUAAUAGAAAUACAAUCAAAAUAUAAUUUAAAAAAUGAAACUAAGAAAGGAGUUACUUUUACUCUUGCUGGUUAUGUCUGCUGCAUCUGAGUCAGAUGUUCCCAGAAAACGAUCAGAUGCUUCUGAAGAAGAAGCAGAAGAAGAUGUUAAAUUAGAAGAGAAUGCGUUUGAACGUCUGCAAGAGUUAAAGGCUUUACAUGACACCAUUUUGAAGAUAGUGCCAGCUUCUGAACCAUAUCUUAAUAAUAAAAUUACAAAAAGGAAAGAGGAAGUGGAAAAUGAACCAAAAACAAAGGAGGAGAGUCCUGUAAUGAGAAACUUUUGGAUGAAAACAAUGAUAGCUCAAACUAAGAAUAUAGAUUUACCAAAUAGUAAUUUAAGAAUUGAAGUAGAAGAUACUGAGGAGAGAACUCAAGAAGAUACUGAAGAAGAGCAACUUGAACCUCUUACUGAAGAGACUCAGGAACCACUUACUGUGGCGCAACAAGAAGCGGAGCAAAUAUUUAGGAAAGCACAAAGACUUCUGAAUGCCACACGUUCAAAUAAGGAAGAAGCUUAUGAAUUAUUAACAUCUGCAGCAAUUCGUGGGCAUCGUGAGGCUUGGUCUAUGUUAGCAUGGGCUCAGUUAUUAGGAACUCAAUUUGGUUCAACCUCUUCUAGUCAAGACAUUCCAGGAGCUUAUGAGAUAUUUAAAGACCUUGCUGAUGCGGGUCUACCAUCUGUUCAUAUGGGUUUGGGCUUUUUAUAUGCAACAGGAUUAGGUGGAGUAAAUGCUUCACAAGCAAAGGCACUUCUUCAUUAUACAAUAGCAGCCAUUGGUGGUGAUACUCGUGCACAGAUGGCUUUAGGUUAUCGGUAUUGGGCUGGUGUUACAACACCAGCUUCGUGUGAAAGAGCUUUAGAUUUUUAUCGUAAGGUAGCCAACAAGGUUGCUGAAGAAGUUUCUCUUAGUGGAGGGCCAAUUGUUCAGAGAGUUAGACUUUUAGAUGAACAGGAGAAUCCAGCAUACAGUUCCGGAAUCUUUGAUCAAGACUUAAUAGAGUAUUACCAAUUAUUAGCAAAAAAAGGAGAUAUACAAGCCCAAGUGGGUUUAGGGCAGUUACAUUAUCAAGGUGGAAGAGGGGUACCAUUAGAUCAUGAAAGAGCAUUACAAUAUUUCCAACAUGCUGCUGAUGCUGGAAAUCCUCUUGCUAUGGCUUUUCUUGGAAAGAUUUAUUUAGAAGGUAGUGAUAUAGUAAAACAGGAUAAUGAAACGGCAUACAAAUAUUUCAAAAAAGCUGCUGAGCUUGGUAAUCCUGUUGGACAAAGUGGCUUAGGUCUUAUGUAUCUUUAUGGAAGGGGAGUUGAGAGGGAUACUGCAAAGGCUCUUCAGUAUUUUAGCCAAGCUGCAGAGCAAGGUUGGGUUGAUGGACAGCUUCAACUUGGGAACAUGUAUUUUAGUGGCACAGGAGUAAAACGAGAUUACAAAUUAGCUAAUAAAUACUUCAAUUUGGCAAGCCAAUCUGGUCACGUUUUAGCAUACUAUAACUUAGCACAGAUGCAUGCCACUGGUGCAGGCAUGGUGCGAAGCUGUCCAACUGCUGUUGAAUUUCUAAAAAAUGUUGCUGAAAGGGGUAAAUGGAGUGACCAGGUAAUGGUUGCUCAUAACGAUUACAGAGAAGGCAGAAUAAACGAGGCUUUUGUCAAUUACGCUCUCCUUGCGGAAAUGGGUUAUGAGGUUGCGCAGAGCAAUGCUGCGUUUAUACUGGAUAAAGGAGAGACUACGAUAUUGUCGGAAGAAGAAGGGUUGGUUAGAGCUCUAACUUUGUGGGCCAGAGCUGCUGCACAAGGAUAUUCUGCUGCUCAGGUUAAAUUAGGCGAUGCUCACUAUUAUGGUCGAGGAACGAAAGUUGACUAUGAGGCUGCAGCUAGUCAUUAUCGAUCAGCUUCUGACCACCAACAAAAUGCGCAAGCAAUGUUUAACCUAGGAUAUAUGCAUGAACGUGGUUUGGGCCUGGCAAAGGAUCGACAUCUAGCUAAACGGUGUUAUGAUCUUGCAGCAGAAGCUAGUCCAGAUGCAAGGAUUCCUGUAGCAUUAGCUCUUAUUAAACUCUCGUUUCUCUUUGGACUGGAUUAUCUGCAAGAGUUUAGCCUUGUUGAUCAUUUGAAUAAAUGGGAUCAACUCUUGGGUCAGAACUGGGAUCUAUACCUUAUUGGACUGCUCACUGGCAUGCUAAGUUUAAUUAUUUACUUUCGCAGGCCACAACCACCACCUCCGCCUAGGAUUAACUAA
Messenger RNA from Habropoda laboriosa, 2346 nucleotides. RefSeq names its product protein sel-1 homolog 1-like (gene Hrd3). The coding region runs from base 109 to 2346 and encodes 745 amino acids. The record is from RefSeq and is a predicted model, not a curated record. The transcript has 7 exons. Lineage: Eukaryota; Metazoa; Arthropoda; Insecta; Hymenoptera; Apidae. Gene Ontology annotation, biological process: ERAD pathway. Gene Ontology annotation, cellular component: endoplasmic reticulum membrane. Gene Ontology annotation, molecular function: protein binding.